Molecule: messenger RNA, 2114 nt
Organism: Tigriopus californicus
Lineage: Eukaryota; Metazoa; Arthropoda; Copepoda; Harpacticoida; Harpacticidae
Exons: 2
Coding region: 116-2071 (651 amino acids)
Biological process (GO): positive regulation of rRNA processing; positive regulation of transcription by RNA polymerase I
Cellular component (GO): nucleolus
Molecular function (GO): protein binding; RNA binding
Source: RefSeq, a predicted model, not a curated record
UGAGGUUUCCCUCAGUCACCAAACAACAACAAAUUCGUCCACGUGAAGAGGAAUUUGUUCGAGUAACAUUUGUGAAUCAAGGAACAGAGCCGAUUGGACUUGAAUUCCCCUUGCCAUGGUUUCAAGGCCCUUGUCAUGGCUGUCUCCAGCCAAAUUGGAACGCUUGGGAAUCAUCCCUAGUGCCAAUCUUCUCUGGCUGCACAAUGACGGCAAAGUGAUUUUGGUGUCCAUAUCGCAUUUCACGAUUCUCCGAGAAGUCAAAUUGGACUCGAGCGCAUUGGGAGUGUUCAGUUGCCCGGAUGACAGCCAAGCACCCCCGGGAAUAUUCGUACUCUAUGGAGGAAAAGUCGUUCGACUCAGUGUACCCUCUUUGGAGCCUGGUCCUGCGCUUGCCAUUCCGAAGAAAUUGGGAGAAUGUGAUGCCACGAGUCGUGUCAUUUAUGAUGACGGCUUUUUCACCAAGCUUUCAAUCGAAGAAGAUAGGUUUUCAAUACACCAUCAAGACCAAGACCAAGCGUGGUACUAUUCAAGGCCUUUGAACAAAUUAGCUCGUGCUCGAAGACAAGUACCUUAUUGCUUUAACUUUAAACAUGCGUUCGUAGUGGAUAAAGGCAACAAUGUGGCGUGCCUAAGUCUGAGUGAAGGAUCCAAAUUGUGCCAAUUUGGCAUCUCGAAACAUACUCCAGUUGUCAACAUGCGUUGUCAAUUGGAAAAUAACGUAUUAGCCGUGGCACUGAAUCACGGUGCUGUUAUGGUGCUCAACUUUCAAAUGGAUACGCAACAAGUAAUGACAGUGUUUUCAACCCGCCUACAUUGGCAUAGUAUGGCAAUUACAUCGUUCGUGUGGUCGUGGGAUGGACAAACUUUGUAUACGGGAGGCAACGAACAGGCUUUGGUUCAGUGGGACUGGAUGCAUUCCACGAAGAUGGUUGUGCCACGAUUGGGUGGCACAUUGAACGAAAUCUUGGUCGAUAAGCGCGAUGGCUCUUUGUACUUAUUUAAUGACCGGCAAACCUUGCUUUCUUUGAAUAGUUCGCUGUUUCUAGAACCCAAAGUUUUAACCAUUAGCUCGCUGACGAAAUUCAACGAGGGAGAUUGUUUUUGGCACGCACCCACCUCCACAGUGAUGACAAUGGAAAAGAACCAAGCCUUGAGUUUCUAUAGUUUGUCUCAAAGCGGAGUGGCUUGGACCAUGCACAUGAAUAAGCGCAAUGAGAGUGUCAUGCCCAACCAAAAACAACCCAACCCUUCGUGUCUCUCAUUAUCGCCAAGCGGACGUUGGUUGGUGUACAGUUUGGGCGAGGUUUUGGAGUUGUGGAAUUUCCAGGACUCUGAGAAAACCUUCAAACAAACCGCAUCUCUAUUCCAAACCCAUGAUUCAACCGUGAAACAUGCGGUCGUGACAGAUUCUCCAAUCUUUCUGACCGCAGACUCCAUUCAGGUGAAACUGUGGCAAUACCUUCCAGAAGCCAAGAAGGCCUCCAUGAUUGGCCAAAUUACAUUUAAGAACAAGAAACCCACGCAGCUGGCCAUCAGUGGAGACGAAACCGUGGUUGGAGCCGCAUUCAAUGAGAGUGUGACCUUGUGGGAUCGCGAGAAUCUGGCUUUAAUAUGCGUUUUGACAACAGACUUGAGUCUCAAACAUCUAUUCUUCACCGAGUCUUAUUUGGUUGGCAUUGCCAAUGGAAAACAGAUUCAGGUGUGGAGUCUUCAAAAUUUGAACCAUUCGGAAACCCACAAUAUUGUUGGGAAAGAAAAAAAGACUCCGAACACGUUGAGGAAUAUGCCCCGCAUGUUUUUAAAAGAAGGAACCACCUUAAUGCGACUAGAUGAAGUCGACUGGAAACUGAAGCAUUAUCGUGGGGGAGUGAAGAGCAAGAGUAAAGCCGGAGAGGAUCAUGUGGCUUCAGAGGGAAAGCCUUCUUCUAUUGGCUCUAGUUUGGUCAAGCCCUUGACGAAAACGGAUCCUACCAUUUCUACAACAGUGGAUCAUGAAUGUUCAUUGCAAACCUGUUUGACCUUCAGCCCAGUUUCUUCAACUAUGAUUCAGUGUUUGGAAGAGUGUUUGUAGAAAACCAAUUUGCUGAGAAUAUAAGUGGAACAACAAAGUCCAA